AUGUCCCCCACUUUUCUCUCAGGUGGGCCUCCAAAAGCAAGAAAAUCCAGCUCCCCCCUCCCCCCCGCCAUGGCCCCACCACUCUCCUCUCCUUCCAAGCCGCCGUGCGGUGGCUCCCGCUUCUGGUCAUCGGCGCUGAGGACGAAGCCGGUUGCCUCCGCUGGGGCCGCCGUCGCCGCCUCUGGAGAGGGCCUCGUCCGGCGGUUGGGGCUACUCGAUCUCAUCCUGAUCGGCGUCGGCGCGUCCAUCGGCGCCGGAAUAUUCGUUGUCACAGGCACCGUCGCUCAUGACGCCGGCCCCGGAGUCACGAUUAGCUUCGUCAUUUCUGGUGCAUCUUGUGUACUGAACGCUCUCUGUUAUGCUGAAUUAUCUUCUCGUUUUCCGGCCGUGGUUGGGGGAGCUUACCUCUACACCUACUCUGCUUUCAAUGAGCUCACUGCUUUUCUGGUGUUUACCCAGUUGAUGCUCGACUACCACAUCGGUGCGGCCAGCAUAGCACGUAGCUUGGCGGGCUACUUGAUUAAUGUGCUGGAGCUGAUUCCUGCUCUCAAGGGCGUCUUUCCUAACUGGAUCGGGCACGGCGAACAAGUACUGGGGCCAUUAUCUAUUAACAUAUUAGCUCCCAUUAUUUUAAUUAUUCUGACUCUGGUCCUAUGCCGAGGAGUAGGAGCAUCUUCAAUAUUGAAUGCGAUCAUGACUGUGACAAAGGUUCUCAUCGUUCUAUUUGUCAUAAUUGCUGGGGCCUUUGAGGUGGAUGUCUCAAAUUGGUCUCCAUUCGCCCCACAUGGUUUUAAGUCAAUAUUGACUGGAGCAACAGUGGUCUUUUUUGCAUAUGUAGGAUUCGAUGCCGUAGCUAAUUCUGCUGAAGAAUCCAAGAGACCACAGAGGGACUUGCCACUAGGCAUAAUAGGUAGUCUCAUGGCCUGUGUUGUACUGUAUGUGGGGGUCUGCUUAGUGAUUACUGGAAUGCUCCCGUAUAAUAUGAUUGGAGAAGAAGCACCUCUGGCUAAAGCUUUCACCUCCAAGGGCAUGAAAUACGUCUCGGUGCUGAUCAGCUUUGGUGCUGUUGCUGGACUCACCACGACGCUCCUAGUGGGACUUUAUGUUCAGUCUCGGUUAUAUCUCGGGCUUGGAAGGGACGGGUUAUUACCAGCUUUAUUCGCCAAAGUGCACCCAACACGUCAUACCCCGAUUCAUUCCCAAGUGUGGGUUGGUCUUAUUGCCAGCAUCUUGGCGACUUUUCUUAACGUUCGCGUGCUUUCCCAUAUUCUGUCUGUUGGAUCCUUGACGGGGUAUUCAGUUGUUUCAGCUUGUGUCGUGAGCAUGAGGUGGAAAGAUAAGACGGGUCAGUUUUCUGCUCGUUGGAUAUCAAACCGGGUGGAAGGCAUCAUUUGCCUCCUUCUGGUUGCUGGUUGCGGUUUUGCAGCUGGUGCCAUCUUUCGUUUUGGAUCUACGUAUUUUUUCAUGAUUGUACCGGCUGUGCUUGCAAUCAUUUUUGCUGCGGCUCUUCAUUUACGACAAGUUCAUAUUGAUCCGCCCGGUUUUUCUUGUCCUGGAGUUCCAAUAAUUCCAGCACUUAGCAUUUUCGUCAAUAUUUUCUUGGUCGCUCAGCUCCACUAUGAAGCCUGGGUGAGAUUUGUAGUCCUCAGCAUUGUGGCACUUGCUGUUUAUGCAUUCUAUGGCCAGUUUCAUGCAAAUCCUGGGUCGGCCGAGGAUGAAGUUCAAGUCUGA
This is a messenger RNA of Striga hermonthica, 1731 nucleotides long. Lineage: Eukaryota; Viridiplantae; Streptophyta; Magnoliopsida; Lamiales; Orobanchaceae. The record is from the annotation of a GenBank genome assembly.